Molecule: messenger RNA, 765 nt
Organism: Scheffersomyces coipomensis
Lineage: Eukaryota; Fungi; Ascomycota; Pichiomycetes; Serinales; Debaryomycetaceae
Product: Ran GTPase-binding protein
Exons: 1
Coding region: 165-764 (199 amino acids)
Biological process (GO): protein import into nucleus
Cellular component (GO): nucleus
Molecular function (GO): guanyl-nucleotide exchange factor activity; small GTPase binding
Source: RefSeq, a predicted model, not a curated record
CAAGCUGUUAAGUUUGAGAAGUUAUGUCGCAAAAUAUUAUGUCAUGUCAUUUCCUGCGUACAGGUUUGAGACACAAAUGACGACUGAAAAUGACAUAACAAACAAUAAGAAGACGAUAAUGGAUGGUUGUAAACUACUUUUUCAUAUAGUUGAAUCAAUUGUCAAUGUCUAUACCGUUGAAGUUAUAUGGAGGUGAUAUCACAGCAUCAGUGCCAGAAGAAAUCGCAUACAGCCUAACUGAUGCUUCAAAUUUCAGAGAAAUCCCUGAUACUCAAGAAGCUUUCAUAGUGUCAAAUGCAUCGACUUCCGCUAAAUAUGAAAAAUCUUUAAUAUUUGAUUUAUUGGAAUAUGUCGAUAACGAAGAUUAUAAUCAAGCCAUUGCCACUCAUAUAGAAGAUCUAGUGGAUACUGAUGAAAGUGUCUCAAAUCAUUUUAUAGAACAGGUCAAAGAUGCUGAUGGUCAGCAAGUAUACAUCAGUUUAAUAGAAUAUAAGAACAAAAGAAGAGAUGCCAAGGAUGAUGAUUCACCAACAAAUUAUAUAACUUACGUGAGUUUAAUACGAAUGAAGAAAGUUGGAACUGAUGCUUUGAUUACUUUAAAUAUCCCAUUAGCAUCUGAAAUAGAAAUAUCAGGAUUAUUAAAUAGUCUUAAACUGAAUCAAUCAAGUUCAGAUCAAACUAUAGUUUCAUUAAGACAAACUUAUGAUUGGUUCAAUGAGUUGAGUCAUACUUAUCAAGUGUUAGAUGGCAGCUUAUUCGGUUAGA